This is a messenger RNA of Taeniopygia guttata (zebra finch), 2583 nucleotides long. RefSeq names its product atypical chemokine receptor 2 (gene ACKR2). Gene Ontology annotation, molecular function: C-C chemokine receptor activity; C-C chemokine binding. The record is from RefSeq and is a predicted model, not a curated record. NCBI's taxonomy places the organism in Eukaryota, Metazoa, Chordata, Aves, Passeriformes, Estrildidae. Gene Ontology annotation, cellular component: external side of plasma membrane; membrane. Gene Ontology annotation, biological process: positive regulation of cytosolic calcium ion concentration; calcium-mediated signaling; cell chemotaxis.
CCAUAGCCCCGUUUGUUGGUGAGAUGAGGAAACGAGCAGGAGUGUGACCACUAACCCAUGCUGAUGCCCCAAAACUCCUGCAAUAAACCACUUCAUCAGAAACACCUUUGGCAGAGACCAUUUCUGCUCUGGCAGGGGAUGAGGACCCUGCAGCAUCAGAUUUCCUGGAAAACACGUGGAUUUUUACAGCAGGGACUCAGCCUCUGCUGGGAGCUGUUCUAGAUGUUACGCUUAAACACAGGGUGGAGAGCAAUCCUCCAGGACUGACAGGGAGUGAUGAAAAGCAGGAAAAAACAAAAGAAAACCGGGGAGGUUGUGCUGAGCUCACAUUUCCUGACUGUCCUCUUACACAAAUGGAAGAAGUUCCUAAAAGCCUGGUUCAAGCCUCUGGGAGAAUGGAAAGAGGAGAAGAAGCUUCUCUGCCUGGAGCUGCCUGGAAUGGGUAUUUAAGCAAUUUCAGUCAUGGGACCACAGCAGGCAGCCACUGGUCAAACACAACGUCAGGAGUGACAGCAACAACCACAGGCACGUGGCUGGAUGCUGCCAAUUCCAGUGAGUACCUGUAUGAGUACCUGGAUGAGGAGGAUUAUGGGCUCUAUGGCCUCUGCACCAAGGAGGAGGUGCUGUCCUUCAGCAGGGUGUUCCUGCCAUCAUUUUACACCGUGAUCUUCCUGGUUGGAAUGGCUGGGAAUGCCCUCCUGUUUACGGUCCUCCUCAUGCACAUCAAGAAGAAAAAGAAGAUGACUGAGCUGUAUCUGAUGAACCUGGUGGUUUCAGACUUCUUCCUGCUACUGACCCUUCCUUUCUGGGCUCUGUACAUUUCUCAGUGGGUCACCUGGGACAUUUUGUGCCCAUUCUUAAGUGCCAUGUACACUCUGAACUUCUACAGUGGCAUCUUCUUUGUGAGCUGCAUGAGCCUGGACAUGUAUCUGCAGAUAGUUCAUGCUUGGUCUCCUCACAGCUCCACGGUGUGGAGGAAUUCCAUCCUCAUCUUGUUGGUGAUGUGGAUACUUUCCAUAGCUCUCUCCAUUCCUGAUGGCCUCUUCACCAGCACAAGGCAAACUCACAACAAAACCAUCAUGUGCGCCCAGGAUUAUGGCCAGGAACAUUUAUUUUGGAAAGUUGUUUUUCGGGUGACUCAAAACAUCCUGGGAUUCCUUUUCCCCUUCCUCUUCAUGACGUUCUGCUACUCCCGCAUCGCGUGUGUGCUCAACACCUCACAGAUACCUGGCUCCAGGAGAGCUCUCUGCUUAGUCCUUACCCUGGUGGGAGUCUUCUUUGUGCUGUGGUGUCCUUACAACGUUGUGCUCAUCCUCCACUCCCUGCAGGAUGUCGGUGUGAUCAGGAGCUGUGAAAGCAGUAGGAAACUGGACUAUGCCCUGCAGAUCACCGAGAGCUUGUCCUUUGUCCACUGCUGUCUCAACCCCUUGCUCUAUGCUUUUGUGAAGAAACGGUUCAGGGCAUAUUUGUGGAAGAUCCCUCAGGCUAUUUUCAGGAGAGGCGCUUUCUUUUCCAUCCAGGACUCCCAGACAAGCCUGUCUUGCAGCAGGUAUGCAGCUGAGAUAGAAAUGUUGAGCAUCACAAAUGCAUCAUAAAUAUUUACAUUAUUUACAUUAUGUGUGAGCCCUCUGUCCUGCCUGUGAUGGAGUUGGUGUGAGCCUGCAGCACUGUGUAACCAGAUAGUUCAUCCUAGCAACAACCUUGAGAUGAGGUUUCCAAUCCAUACUGGGAUUGGAAAAGUACACGUGGGAUCUCUUUCUGUUGCACGUGGAAUUAUGAAAGAAUUGUCCUGUAUUUACACUAGUGGAAGAAACCCAGUUCUCAUCUGGAGGCAGAAGCAAAUAAAGGAUCAGAUUUCUCAAUGUUGUGCCUUAAAAAAAUGCAAACUAAGACUUGAGGAGAGAUUAUCCUCCUCCUUGGCACGGGCUUUCCAUGGAUGGAAUUCCAUGCUCAUCCAUCAGGCCACAAAGACUGUGAAGGGAUCUGGCUCUUACCGUCUGCCAGAUGAUUUAACCGGGAUAAUCUCGUUUUCUACCAGGAGAUACAACAGGAAGGACUGGACACCUCUAAGCUGAGCUGUUCUCUGUCCUGAUGAGCUGUACCACACUCAGACCUGCUGAGCAGGGAACUGGGACUCUCCAAGGGGCAGGGCCUUGCUUAGAGAUCGGUUUGAUCAUCAGCUGAUUUGAGACAGUUUGAGCAGAACACAGUCCAGACCAAUAACGGUGAGAAAGAGAUAAAAAGGGGGCUCAGCAGAACAGUGGUUGAGGUAUUUGCCUUCCAUGAUCCAUUUUGACAAGAAAAAAAAGAUCAAUGGGUACCACCUGUAACAUAAAUAUUGGCUUUGAAACACAACAAGAGUGAAAUCGUGGCCUGAACAGAAGAGCACAGAGAGCUGAUGGUCAAUCCUUAUUACCCAGUGCACCUUUGAAGUUCAAGGUUCUGAGUUUGCUGACUUUUAUUUAAAGGCAUUAUUCACCCUAAAUGCUCCUGAACAUUAAAUAGUCCCUUUCCAUCCUCUAAAUCUAUUAAGUCUGGAAGUUGCCUAGAGUUGUACAAAUAAAAUUAUGAAUUUAAAAGAAA